Molecule: messenger RNA, 2688 nt
Organism: Orbicella faveolata
Lineage: Eukaryota; Metazoa; Cnidaria; Anthozoa; Scleractinia; Merulinidae
Product: tyrosine-protein phosphatase non-receptor type 11-like
Biological process (GO): positive regulation of ERK1 and ERK2 cascade; protein dephosphorylation
Cellular component (GO): cytoplasm
Molecular function (GO): non-membrane spanning protein tyrosine phosphatase activity; receptor tyrosine kinase binding; cell adhesion molecule binding
Source: RefSeq, a predicted model, not a curated record
UGGUCACUUCCUGAUAGAUCACAAGGAUCUACAAUUCCUUCUCCUAACCUCUGCUUUAUUCAUCCUCUAAAGAUGCCAUCGAGAAGGUGGUUUCAUUCAUACAUCUCGGGUUAUGACGCCGAAAAGUUGUUGUUAGAGCGAGGAUUCGAUGGAAGCUAUCUUGUCCGACCAAGCAAAAGCAAUCCAGGAGAUUUUACGCUAUCAGUGAGACGAGAUGGCGAGGUGACACACAUUAAAAUCCAAAACACUGGAGAUUUUUAUGAUUUGUAUGGAGGAGAGAAGUUUGCUACUUUGACUGAAUUGAUCCAGUAUUACACAGAAAACCCUGGACAACUGAGAGAAAAGAAUGGUCAAGCUAUUGAAAUGAAAUUUCCUUUAAACUCCACAGAUCCCACAACAGAAAGAUGGUUCCAUGGUCACAUGUCUGGUAAAGAAGCAGAAACGAUGAUGUUAGACAAAGGAAAGAAUGGAAGUUUCCUGGUAAGGGAAAGUCAAAGCAAACCAGGAGACUUUGUUCUCACAGUCAGGUUGGAAGACAAGAUCACGCAUGUUAUGAUACGUCACCACACUAAUGACGGCAAGUAUGACGUGGGUGGAGGAGAGAAAUUUGAAGACUUGACAGAUCUUGUGGAGCAUUACAAGAAAAAUCCAAUGGUGGAGAAAUCUGGCACUGUUGUGCAACUUAAAACACCAUUUAAUGCCACAAGAAUCAAUGCUGCAGCUAUCGAGGACCGAGUCAAAGUUCUUCAAAAAGAAAACAAAAGUGUUUCUGGAAAGGCUGGGUUUUAUGAAGAAUUUGAGGUUCUUCAGAAGCAAGAAAGUAAACAUCUUUACAGUAGGAAGGAAGGAGAGAGACCUGAAAACAAAGCCAAAAACAGAUACAAGAAUAUCCUACCAUUUGAUCACAGUCGAGUUACAUUACAAGAUAUGGACCCAAAUGUCAUAGGGUCAGACUAUAUCAAUGCAAACUAUGUCGGGCCCAGUGACUCAGAAGAAGCAGCAAAGCGGUAUAUUGCUGCUCAAGGCUGCUUGCCAAGCACUGUGGAAGACUUCUGGAGAAUGACUUUUCAGGAGAACAGCCGAAUCAUCGUCAUGACAACAAAAGUAGUUGAAAGAGGAAGGAAUAAGUGCACUCAGUACUGGCCUGACCCAGAAACUGCCAAAGAGUGUGGUCCAUUCCGAGUCAAACAUAUGAAGGAGACAGAGUUUACAGACUACACACUAAGGGAGUUUGAACUGACAUCAGAAAGCAAUCCAAUACCCCGCACAAUUUAUCAGUUUCAUUACACUGGAUGGCCUGAUCAUGGUGUUCCUAAGGACCCAAGUCCUGUGUUACAUAUUCUUCAUGAAGUCAAUACAAGACAACAAUCAAUUCCCAUGGCGGGUCCAAUUAUAGUGCACUGCAGUGCUGGCAUAGGAAGAACUGGUACAUUUAUUGUGAUAGACAAUCUGGUGAAAAUGAUCAAAGAGCAAGGUCUUGAUUGUGAAAUUGAUAUUUCUAAGAGCAUCCAGAAUGUCAGAGCGCAGAGGUCUGGUAUGGUUCAGACUGAGGGCCAGUAUGAAUUUAUUUACCGUGCCAUUCAGCAUUACAUCAGCACAGAGACUGCAAGAUUAAAUAAUGACAAUCCCAAUCUGGCGGUGUACGGGAAUUUGGCUAAUGUGCGCAAAGGAGGGGAAACUGUAGCUCCUCCGCCACUUCCUGCCUACAGAGUGGACAAACCUCCUCCAAAACUUCCAGAAGAAUCGACAGCUUCUCCUAAACUUCCACCUCGAGAUGGCAACGGAGCCCCACCUCCACUUGCUCCGAGGAACAUGGCAAAUAUUUGAUAAUUUGCAUUUUGAAUGUCGGCGCAUUUUAUACAAGAAGACAAUUAUUAUAGUUUAAUAAUUUAUACCUAUUUGCAUACCAGCUUGAACUUGAAGUCACUCUGUCAUAUCAGUUAUAUGGAGUUACGCAGUGCUUUUUGUUACCAUCAGAGCAGCAUUGCGUGACAACCAAGAUAAUAGUAAUGUAAGCGAGAGAAUAAGUGUUUGUACGGUCUGAAAACUCUCUAGUUUUCUAGACCUGGUAGAGUGUGAAAAAAUGAAGUUAUUAUCUGGAAAAGAAAUGCAAUUUUGUCUGAAUUGUAGCAAGUUUGUGUUGCUUUUUAUUGAAGUUUAUGUCAGCUGAAAAAUUCUUCCUCUGGACGUGUGAUUUUAGUUAUUGUAGUGAGUCGGAAAUAAUUAAGGAAACAUGGCUUGGAAAAAGGUGGGGAAAGUCGUGAAUUUUGUAUGCGAAAGUAAGUUCAAACCCAGAAUUGAUGAGAACGUGCAGCUUCUGGUAGGGUUCUCAGCCUGUUUACCCUCAGAUCAACUUCCGAACUCUCCUUGCGGUAUUUUAUGCAUUGUCUCCUUAAUCCACCAUGUUGCAUGCUGUAAUUGAGUAGAUUUGGGAUUUUUUUAUUACAGAGUUGUGACUUGUUGGUUAGAAUUUGGUUUUUGUAAUCCGCAGUAGCCACGUGUGUGUGAAGCUGUAUUAUACUAAUUUAUUGUGAUCAGUUAUCCCCAGACUCAGUCAUGCAGAGUUGUGGUAACCGGUCGUGUCGCCCGAUGGCCAGUUCGCCCGAUUUCAAUUUGCCCGAAGUGAAAGUCUGUUCGUUCUUGCUGAAAGUUCAAAGAAGAAUUGUUUUAAUCUAAACGAGCGAAAAA